AUGUGUAGCAACCAAGCCAGCCUACAGGAUGAACAAUGCAAAUUCUAUUCUUACAUGUUUUAUCAGGCUGUUCGCGAUAAGGAGCCUGUGUGGAAGUUGGAAGAAAUGAGAACUAUGGAAUAUUUUCACUGGGAGGAUGAUGCAAGCCUGAGGUGUUAUUCUCCAUCUGAUGCUCUCAUGUAUGCUGUGGUGCAUAAUCACCUACGCUAUGCCCAGUAUUUGCUGUCUCACUUCCCAGAAGAAGCCUUAAAGGUGCCUGGCAUAAAAUUCUGCUGUUGCCCUCCUUCUGCACCUCACCUAGCCCUGGCUGUUACUUAUGACAGAAGAGAUAUCUUAAUAAUGAUCAUUAAAAUGGUUCAUGAAUUCCCUAAUCUUCACUCCUAUAUUAACAGGGCAAGUUGCUUUCAUCUAUCAGAUGGAAAGACUCCAUUACAUCUGGCAUGCGAGCUUCUCAGCCCUGCAACCGUCUUGAUCCUUCUUGGCAAUGGAGCAUCUUCAAGGAUAGGGGACCGUAAUGGAGAAACUCCACUGGAUGUCAUUUUGGAGCAAUUAUGGAGCUCCAAGGUUAAUACAGAUUCUAAAAAACUCUGCUUAGAAUAUCUUUUACUUUUUUCACCUUCAUUGAAUUUCAAGAUGAGAAAGAUGUUGCGUGACAAUCCUGGCUUUUGGACACCUUUACUUGGAGAGGACAAGUUUCAUUAUCUUGUGGGUAUUAAACCUGCUACGCUUUAUCUUACAGCUAUGCAAAAAGUUCUGCAGUGUCUGCACCCUUCAAAUUUCCCCCAAAGCAUUCAAGCCCUUCCUAUCCCUCAUUCUCUAAAACCCCUGCCAGGCUUGCAUUAAUUAUUAGGUAAACCAAAUACUCUU
Messenger RNA from Bombina bombina (fire-bellied toad), 867 nucleotides. RefSeq names its product ankyrin repeat domain-containing protein 9-like. NCBI's taxonomy places the organism in Eukaryota, Metazoa, Chordata, Amphibia, Anura, Bombinatoridae. Gene Ontology annotation, molecular function: protein binding. The transcript has a single exon. Bases 1 to 843 code for a protein of 280 amino acids. The record is from RefSeq and is a predicted model, not a curated record.